Molecule: messenger RNA, 973 nt
Organism: Musa acuminata AAA Group (dessert banana)
Lineage: Eukaryota; Viridiplantae; Streptophyta; Magnoliopsida; Zingiberales; Musaceae
Product: ATP synthase delta chain, chloroplastic-like
Exons: 1
Coding region: 38-775 (245 amino acids)
Biological process (GO): photosynthetic electron transport in photosystem I; proton motive force-driven ATP synthesis; photosynthetic electron transport in photosystem II
Cellular component (GO): chloroplast thylakoid membrane
Molecular function (GO): proton-transporting ATP synthase activity, rotational mechanism
Source: RefSeq, a predicted model, not a curated record
UUCCCUCUUCACAACUACCAAGAGGAAGAGAGCCGUGAUGGCCACCCUCCGCUCGUCCACCGCCGGUGUCCGCGCAUCCGCCGCGUCCUCCCCAGCCGCCUCGGUCCCCGUAUACUCCUCCAUCCUCCGCCUUCCCUCCGCCCACCGCCUCCGCCUCCCCUCCCUCAAGCUCUCCCGGAGCCGCCCCCACCGAGGGGCAGCCGGCGCCGCCAUGAUGGACACGGCCGCGUCGAGCUACGCAAACGCCCUCGCGGAAGUGUCGAAGUCUAACGGCACCCUGGAGGCGACGGUGGCCGACAUGGAGAAGGUGGACCGCCUCUUCGCGGACCCGGCGGUGCAGUCCUUCUACGCCAACCCCACGGUGGCGUCGGAGAAGAAGCGGGAGAUCUUGGCGGAGAUCUCCGGGUCCUCCGAGCUGCAGCCGCACACCGUCAACUUCCUCAACAUCCUCGUGGACAUGAGCCGGAUCGACAUCAUCGCCGAGAUCGUGAAGGAAUUCGACGCGUGCUACAACCACAUCACGGGGACGGAGCUCGCGGUGGUGACGUCGGUGGUGGACAUGGGGGAGGAUGACGUCGCCCAGAUCGCGCAGACGGUGAAGAGGCUCACCGGGGCGAAGAAGGUGAGGAUCAAGGCGGUGCUCGACCCCUCGCUCAUCGCCGGGUUCACCAUCCGGUACGGAUCGUCGGGGUCCAAGUUCAUCGACAUGAGCGUCGAGAAGCAGCUCGACGAGAUCGCCUCGCAGCUCGACUUCUCCUCCAUCACCCUCGCCUGAUCCAACUGCGCAUCUUCUUCUACCUUUCUUCUUCUUCUUCUCACUUUAAUCGGGCUGCAUUCCAGCUGUGAUUCUGAUGAAUGUAGCGUUCAUAGAAUGGAGGACGAGUAUGUGUUCUUCACCAUUGUGUUGUGCCUCGCAAAUGGCCAGCAUAACAUAUUAUGACAACUGUGUUUUGAUGCUGUUUUCAUAGUCGAA